This is a messenger RNA of Phymastichus coffea, 2761 nucleotides long. It is a transcript of the gene Nup75, whose product is annotated as nuclear pore complex protein Nup85. The transcript has 10 exons. The record is from RefSeq and is a predicted model, not a curated record. NCBI's taxonomy places the organism in Eukaryota, Metazoa, Arthropoda, Insecta, Hymenoptera, Eulophidae. Bases 137 to 2074 code for a protein of 645 amino acids. Gene Ontology annotation, biological process: positive regulation of DNA-templated transcription; protein import into nucleus; mRNA export from nucleus. Gene Ontology annotation, cellular component: nuclear pore outer ring. Gene Ontology annotation, molecular function: structural constituent of nuclear pore.
AAGUAUUUUCUGUGUCGACAAGCAUUGCAAGCAAUUCGGCAUGUGUGCCGUUAAAUAAGAUGUAUUUGUAAAUAGUAUUUAUAUGUUUGUGAAAGAUCAUUAUUUAGUUUAAAAUUGUUUUUAUUAAUUUUGAAACAUGGCUGAUAGAAAUACUGCAAAAAUUAUUGCUAUUCCUGAUGAUAUUUGUCAAAAAGCAGGCACAGCAGCAACAUGGAUUGGCCCUAACAAAUUAGCUGUUUUUGGAUACAAACACGUUAAUAUUAAUUCAAAAGGGACACAAAGCAAUUUUGCUCCAUGUGAAGCAAAAGUACAUUUUCUCCGACCAGAAGUUAUUUUAUUCUCACCAUCUCUUCGUAAAUUAGUAAAUGAAAGCAAUGGAGUAUUCUUAUCUGUUCAAAAGAUCAGAUGUUCACCUACAGCUAAUGAUUCAAGACCAGAGAUGCUUAAAUACAGUAAACAGUAUCGCUCUAUUCUCAGAGCAUGUGUAGAAGAACUCCAAGAUCUUGCAGAGAAAAGUACACCAGAAAAAAAAACAAUGUAUGAAAAUUUUCAAACAAUAUUUUACAAUGUAGAGUGUGUAUGGCAUUUGACUGAAAUUCUCUAUGUUGAUGUUAUUCCAGGUGACGUUGUUUUACCUCAACUACUUGAUUGGGUCAGAUUUCACUUUCCUUCUAGGGAAAUAAUGGCUAUGAAAAUACUUGCUAGGAAAAAAAUUGGUGCAGAUCUUGAGGGUAUGGAGUAUUGGGAAGCAGUAAUAGGCUGUGCUUUGCAUGGAAAAUUGGAUAUUGCUAGAGCUCUUCUUGCAUUACAUAGCAAAGCUGACCAUAAUGCAUUUAUAGCUGCAGAAAAUGCUUUAAGAAAUAUGCCUGUAUACAAUGUUUAUGGUGGUUAUUCUGUAAAAGAAUUCACAAUAAGAUGGAAACAAUGGCAAAUGAGUCUAUCCCAAAGUAUUGAUAGUAAAAUAUUUGCUAUUGAACCUAACUUAGAGUCACUUAUGAAGUUAAUUGUUGGAAAUGAAAUUUGGGAGUUUACUAAAUACACAGAUGCAUGGUAUGAGCUUCUUGCUGCUAAACUUUUUUACUCUGCUCCUUGCUGUAAGCAACCAGAGCUUGCAAGACAUGCUAAUAGUAUUGCAGUAAAGUGGCAAUCCAAUAAAAAAUCUACACUGUUAACUUUGGAUAAUAUUAUUUUGGCAUUGAUGGAAAGUGACUUGCAUCAAGUCAUCAAAGAAAUUCAAUAUAUGAAUGAUAAUGGAUGGUUUGCUGCUCAUCUCACAGAUUUACUGUUUCACUGUGGUAGACUGAAUAUAAUGGAUAAGCAUCAAGUCAAUGUUACAGACUUACUCCAUGAGUCUUUGAUAUUAGACUAUGGAAGUACACUAAUGAGCCAUCAUUCUCUGUGGCAAUGUGGUGCAAGUUAUUUGGUGCAUUGCUCUGAUCAGGGAAUGUCAAGACUUGAAUGUCUCUUAGAAACCUUACCUCUUGGGAAUGAAGUUAGAGUCUUAAAAAUUAUUAAUGUUGCAAAGGAAAAUCAUUUGAAUAAGCUUGCUUCCAGUAUAUGCAAAAUCCAAGGAAUAAAAUGUAUAAAACAAGGACGGCUAGGAAAUGCACUUGCUUGGGCUCUUAAAGCACCAGAUAGUUACUUUGCCAGUUAUAUUGCUGAUUGUUUUCUGAAACAUUAUGUUGAUCAUGCUGAUAUUCAAUGUAGGGAUUUGCUUGAAAAUUUGGGAAGUUGCAUGCUGACAAGCGAUCGUCUUACAUUCCUUGGCAAAUAUUGCGAGUUUCACCAAAUGUAUGGUAUUGGAGAAUUUAAAGAAGCAGCAAGGUUACUUAUUUCUCUCGUUGUAUCAAAUCUAACACCUAAAUAUUUCUGGCCAAUACUCUUAACAGAUGCCAUCCCCCUUCUCGAGACUGACGAUCUCGUGUUUACCUCAGAAGACACUUAUGAACUGCUAGCAGCUGUUGAAAAACACGGUGAAGAUCCGAAAUUCGAAGAUAAAGUUGAUAUCUUCCGACUAGCGGCAGCGCGAAAUUUAGCGCGAGCAUUGAUAAUUGAGGGCAGUCAACCCGAUUAGAAAGAAAUUUAUAGUCAGCAAGAAAAUAUGUUUAUUUUUAGAUUUGAAAUCAGGAAUAUUAUCCCUUUAUAAGUAAUAUUCAUAACAUUAAUAAUAAAAAAUCAAAUUUUCCUAAAUACUCCUAAACAAGCCAUUCUAAGGUUUUAGUCUUGGAAAAUUUAUUUCGUUAUGUAAUAUUGCAACCGGUAAUUAAUUAAUUUAUAAAUUUAAAAGAAACCGAGUAUAUUUACACACACAAAUAUUAUUAAAAAAAAAUAACAUCAAACUUUUACUUCUUGCACGAUCGACAUUAAAUUUCUGUUAAAAAGCCGCAGAACCAAUAACAAGAAUAUCAUAAUCAACCAUCAUGAACAUGUGAAAACAACAACAAAACGUACAGCGGAAAAGAGGAGCGAUGUACACGAUGGAAAAGUAUGUCAGUGACCUCUCUGUCUCUUACGGGAAAUGCCGAACUAAUUGAUUUUGUGGCCAAUCAAUCACGCGUGCAACAAACCGCAGAAAACCUACAACAUUGCUGUGCGCUUCCAUUCACUAUCUUUUAUCACCAUGAUAAAUGUCUGAUGGCCGAUGUCCGAUAUUUCAUUAUGUACAGGAAAGUUCCUUGAUGUAAAUCGCAGACUAUUUUAAAAACUAAUUUAUUUAUAAGGUAUAUAUAGAAAAAUACGUAGGACAUUUACAUUAUAGUAA